Botrytis deweyae is the source of this 1158-nucleotide messenger RNA. RefSeq lists its product as uncharacterized. The record is from RefSeq and is a predicted model, not a curated record. The coding region runs from base 1 to 1158 and encodes 385 amino acids. NCBI's taxonomy places the organism in Eukaryota, Fungi, Ascomycota, Leotiomycetes, Helotiales, Sclerotiniaceae. The transcript has 7 exons.
AUGUCUGCAAAUGAACUUGCCAUCUCUUUCGUAGGGCCCGGGGAAGUUACUGCCGCAGGAGUAGCGCUUCCGGUUGUAGGGAUCACCGUUGUUGCGUUGCGUUUCUGGCUUCGCGGCUACCAAAAAGUGAAGCUUGGUCUAGAUGACUACACAAUUCUUGCAGCUUUGCUCUUCGUUAUUGGAAUGGGGAUAUGUCUAGUAUACGGAGUUGCAAAGCGUAGUCUUGGAUAUCCUACACCACAGCUUCCCAAUGCUACUCCAGAGACACAGCUAACAGAGAUUGUUCCUGCCCAAACACUCGUGGAAUUGCUUGACUGGAUAAUAUGGUUACUCAUGAUCCCCGCAAAUGGUCUGAUCAAGCUGAGUGCGAUAUUCUUGUACCGCCGUCUAUUUGUUGUCAACAAAGGGACAACAUUCGAUAUUAUCACUAAGGCGUUCAUUGUAAUCUGUUCACUAUGGACUAUUGCUUUCUGGUUUGCGACGAUAUUCGGCUGCGGAACUCACUUCACAAACCCUUGGAAGCCGCUGAUAUUCAUCAUGGAAUGCAAUACUAAUAUGAGAUUGGACGGUCUCAUGAUAUCAGAUCUUAUAACAGAUAUAAUGGUCUGGCUUUUGCCAAUGCCAGUAGUAUGGAGGCUGAAUAUGCGAUGGUCUCAAAAACUUUACAUCACAGGAGUAUUUUUCCUUGCAGCUGGAUCUCUGGUUGCGGCCAUUGUAAGAUUGAUGGUCCAAUUAGAAAUAUCUAAUGGGGGUUAUGCUGCCCAUACGGAUGUUGAUUUAACACUCACAAUUCUAUUAUAUUACAGUGGUCUUGAAAGUGGCCUUGCGCUAAUAGCAGCAUGCCUUCCUACUCUUCAUUAUUUUAUAGCUCGGCCACCAGUUCAAAAUCUUCUAUCUAGCGUGGGAAGCCUACUAGGUCUUGAUUCCCUUCGAUCACGUUUCACUUCGAGCUCUCGAAGCAACGAAAACACUGCACCAGAUACAGAGAUUUUGGUGACAAAGAAAGUUUCGCAAUCUUCACACUCAGGUGGCAGUUUUGUUGCUUCUGAGCGCGAUAUUCAUGUUUACAAGUUAUCACAUAUCGAAGAUGGAAUCGAACUACCCUUGGUUCCAACACCACCGGGACGGAUGCAUACUCGAAUUUCGGGCAAAACAUAG